AUGCUGCGGGUGGAUGGUUUAAAGUUAGAGACCGCUUUGAGAUAUUAUGACUCUGAGGAGAAACUUAGUUCAGUAUCCACAUUCAUCAUUUUAUCAUCCAAGGCCGCUCUCCUUCUAUCUUCAAGUAAAGGGACUAAACUGGAAAAAUCAUCAAUCUGUUAUAAUUUGGGUUUGUCAUAUCUUCAGUCUUUUAAUCUUCAUGAGACUUCACUCUUUAGAGAUUUAGCAAUUAAAAGUUUGAAAAAAGCGAUCCGAUUGGAAUCGCAUACCUCUGCAUUUUGGUUGGCUUUGGGAAACGCAUUCGUUUCUAGUAAUCCUCAGGCUGCUCAACAUUGUUUUAUCAAGGCCAUCGCCCUCGAAUCAAGGGACGCUUCGAUCUGGGUCAACUUGGCUGCACUUUACUUGAGAUAUGGUGAUGCGCUGUUAGCCAAAGAUGCCUUCACAAGAGCUCAGUCCGUUGCACCUCAGCUAUCACUGUCUUGGUUAGGUAACGCUCUAACUGAGCAAGCGUUAGGUGAUCCCACAAAGGCAUCUAAUUUAUUCACGCAUGCCUUUAUUGUAUCAAAUGGGAGGUCCUCAUUUGCGCAGUUAUUAUAUGCUUUGUCUGUCAUCGAUAAAAGAAUCAAGUCAGGAAGUAGCCCAAGAGAUAUUGAGACAGCACAGGAAUUCAGUGUGGCAAAUUUCGCCAUGAAAAGCUAUUUGAAGUGCUUUCCUCGAGAUGUCAAGGGAUUAGAAGUGGCAUUCACAGUCAGUGAAAGAUGUCAAGACUAUACAUCUGGUGUUAAUAUUGCCACACGCUUAUGUGAAAUUUUGGAGAAACAGUAUGAGAUAACUGAAAGCAAUGACGUGCUAUGCGACUUUGCAAAGGCAAAGACAAGACUAGCAAGAGUAUACCUUGGCACUGGUGAGUAUGAAAAAGCUUUGGAAAGUGCAGAACUUACGAUUGCAUUACUUGAUGAUGAUGAAAACUUAGAUGACGAGGACAAGGAUCUGGAAUCGAUUAUGUCCCCUGAUGUAUUAUCUUCACGGAUUAUCAUGGGCUUAUGCCACUUUUUCAAGGAUGAUUUUAACGCCGCUCUUGAUCAAUUCAAGUUGAUAUUAGCAUCUAACGAUGAUACGGAAAGAUUGGUUACUUUUGUCGCCCAGGUGCUAUACGCUUACGGAACACAAGAUACAAAGCAAGCCGCAGUCGAUCAAUUGUUUAACUUCCUUGAUCAAUAUGGAUCAUCUUUGAUGGUUGUACUCACUUUAGGUGCUUUAUCAAUUAUUGACAAUUUAACUGAGUUUCUUCCUGCCAUUAAAGAGGAAAUGAAUGGUCUCUCGUUGAAGGAAAUAUCAUCCGAUACGUUUAGAAACGUACCGAGGUUAAUAAAUGAGAUUGAUAAGAGGAUUCAAUCUAGUGAUGAAAAGAUAUGGCAGAAAUCAGCCAUCUUAUUCCCUUCUGAUUUCACUGUGUGGAAGCAAUUGAGCCCUCAAAUGGCCCUAAAAGUGGCAUCUUUGACUGAAACAAAAUUGACAGCUUACGAUUUCGCACAGUCAAAUUUGGCUAUUGGCAAUCUCCGUCUUAUUCAGAGAUCUCUAAUUCUAUUCCCGUCGUAUAAAGAAGCUCAAAGAGCGUUGGAUGGUUGCUUCUAG
Molecule: messenger RNA, 1635 nt
Organism: Priceomyces carsonii
Lineage: Eukaryota; Fungi; Ascomycota; Pichiomycetes; Serinales; Debaryomycetaceae
Product: tetratricopeptide repeat protein
Exons: 1
Coding region: 1-1635 (544 amino acids)
Cellular component (GO): Ski complex
Molecular function (GO): protein binding
Source: RefSeq, a predicted model, not a curated record